Annulohypoxylon truncatum is the source of this 1597-nucleotide messenger RNA. Its product is annotated as Asx homology domain-containing protein. The record is from RefSeq and is a predicted model, not a curated record. NCBI's taxonomy places the organism in Eukaryota, Fungi, Ascomycota, Sordariomycetes, Xylariales, Hypoxylaceae. The transcript is spliced from 3 exons. The coding region runs from base 316 to 1335 and encodes 339 amino acids.
GUCAGGAAUUGGCAAACAUGAUUUUAGAAAUUAUAUAUGAUGAUUCUCUACUAUCAAAGUUCUUUGUACUCUGUACCUAGUACUUAACAUAGGUACCUAAUUAUCGAUAACCUGAUAACCAAAUCACGGUAUCGACACCUUCUGAAUAUAUAGAAGAAACUCCAGUGUAGCUUCCAUGUUGUCUUUCAUCUACUCUCUUUCCUUCCCAAAUAGUUCCAGGUUACUUUUCUCCUGAAGUAUCCAGGAGUUCCUCCGUUACUAUUAUUUCCCUACCUGGUAUUUACGCUUAAUUCUUCAACUUUGCAACCUUCAACUAUGCCCCCGCGAAAGAAAAACGCCAGCGCGCCCGCAAGCAACCCCGGAGAGGCCACCAGGAGAUCGACCAGGAAUACCAAGAAAUAUAGCCCCACACCUAUCCUUACCACUCUCGACUCCUCUGAAGACGAGAUCUCAUCUACUCGUGCAAAUGUUUCCGUGGCUACUGGAACAGAGGAUUCACAACAAGAUGAACCCGGUGAUACGACCACCGUUCGUACCACCCGUUCUAAAUCCCACGCAAGCAGCCGCCCGUCAACAGCAAACAGCAAUGGCGUCUCUCAGCCCGGAGUAAUUUCAACUCCCGCCACGAAUAAAGACGUAAUGAUGAUCGAUGUGAGCGACGAUGAGGGGGAGGAUGAGCUCUCUGGCCAGGGACCAGCCUUAAAGAAAACUAAGUCCGUAAAGAAUACGCCGACCAGCGCUCGGAAGAGCAGGUCAAAAUACGACAACCCCGAUGAGAUGCUAACUAACCCCCGGGCGCCGUUAGCUAAGGUCAACCUCCGGGAUUUACUAUGCAGCAGUAAGGCAUGGGAUGUCCUUAGUCCGGAGGAGAAGAAGUCGGUCCUGGACAAAUUCCCAGAUGAGAAGGAAGUUCUAGACGCCGGGACUGAGAACGCGAGACCAGACAUCGCGGCACUCAGGAAUAAUGAUAACUUCCGCCACGACGCAGCCCGGUACCAGGAAGACCUAAGAAAGGGGUGGCAUGACCCGGAGUGGAUCCGCCAGGCUCAAGCCGCGCAUAGGAGGCGCGCGCUCGGCGACUACAACGAGUAUCUUGCGGCUCGGUUUGAGGAGGACUGGGGUAUACCUAUGCCAAAGCAGAGAAAUGGGGAGAAUAAUGAGAUAGGGAACGAUAUUCUAAAAGACGGAGAUAACGACAGCGACGAUGAUCCCGGUGCGAUGCAAGGGGUCGAAACUAAUGAAAGAGAUCAAGCAGACAAGGAGGGGCCGGAGAAUGAGGAUAAAGUUCUGAAAGAUGGACGUGAGCAUCCUCCGGACACGGUGAUGGCCUUAUGAAGAACUACAGCAAUUGUUGCUCUUGGAAUUUAUCUAUACGAUGAGACGAUCGAUACGAUGUCUUGAAGUCUUGAUGCUACUAUAAGUAGCCCAUUAGAUGUGAUGUCUUUGAGCUCUUUAGGAAUAAGUCCACCCUUGAUACUCACAAACACAAUGCCGUAGUCGUCCCAAUUCGUUUUUCAUAUAUUAUCCAACAGGCACGCAGCGCACUAUUUACCCCCUCUAUUACACUGGAAAUCAUCUCAAUGAAUGUAUCAACGGC